This is a messenger RNA of Sesamum indicum (sesame), 1246 nucleotides long. RefSeq names its product putative xyloglucan endotransglucosylase/hydrolase protein 7. Lineage: Eukaryota; Viridiplantae; Streptophyta; Magnoliopsida; Lamiales; Pedaliaceae. Gene Ontology annotation, molecular function: hydrolase activity, hydrolyzing O-glycosyl compounds; xyloglucan:xyloglucosyl transferase activity. The record is from RefSeq and is a predicted model, not a curated record. Gene Ontology annotation, cellular component: cell wall; apoplast. Gene Ontology annotation, biological process: xyloglucan metabolic process; cell wall biogenesis.
CUUAUCAUCAUACCAGCACAAAUACACAACAAACGAAAUACAUAGAAAAUGGCAUCAUUGGAGUACUCGGGACUAAUCCUAGUAUGUGUUCUUGCUUUGCUUUCUUGCACUGUGACUGCCCGACCCGCGACGUUCUUGCAGGAUUUUCGCAUCACGUGGGCGGACUCUCACAUCCGCCAACUUGAUGGAGGGAGGGCUAUUCAGCUUGUUCUUGAUCAAAGUUCAGGAUGCGGGUUUGCUUCCAAGUAUCAGUAUUUGUUCGGACGUGUGAGCAUGAAGAUCAAGCUCGUCCCUGGUGACUCUGCCGGAACAGUCACUGCAUUUUAUAUGAAUUCAGACACGGAUACAAUACGAGACGAGCUAGAUUUUGAGUUCUUGGGAAACCGGUCGGGGCAGCCAUACACAGUCCAGACUAAUGUGUAUGCCCACGGGAAAGGUGACCGUGAACAAAGGAUCAACCUCUGGUUCGAUCCUGCAGCAGAAUUCCACACUUACUCUAUAUUAUGGAACCACCGUCACGUCGUCUUCUACGUGGAUGAAGUGCCGAUCAGGGUUUACAAGAACAACGAAGCCAGGGGAAUUCCCUUCCCGAAAUUCCAGCCCAUGGGAGUGUAUUCUACUCUGUGGGAAGCGGACGACUGGGCGACGAGAGGCGGCCUGGAGAAGAUAGAUUGGAGCAAAGCCCCAUUCUACGCCUACUACAAGGAUUUUGACAUCGAGGGGUGUCCGGUGCCGGGGCCAGCCAACUGCGCCUCCAACCCUAGCAACUGGUGGGAGGGUGCAGCAUACCAACAACUCAACCCUGAGGAAGCCAAGCGGUACAAAUGGGUGCGGAUGAACCACAUGAUCUACGACUACUGCACCGACAAGUCCCGGUACCCGAAUACCCCACCGGAAUGUGUGGCAGGGAUAUGAUGCAAAUCCCACUUAAUUUCUGGUUAUCUUCAUCGUCAUCGGAUGGCAGAUAUUACAUGGGGGUGAGUGUUGAGGGAAUUAAAGAAAAAAAUGUAAUUUGGGAUUAAUUAUAAUGCAUGCAUGGGGUGUGCUGAUUAAUUAAAUUAAAAGUGGAUGUCGUUUUCUUGGUACGUAAAAUUGUUGCGUGUGUAUGAGGUGGACGCUGUUUGCGCCAAUAAUGUGUGUGGAUGAUCUUGGAAAUGAUGUACUUAUUUCUCAUAUAUGUUUUUUUAUAUUUUUUCCCAAGUGAUGAAGUAUUAUAUGAAGAAAGCUAUUAAUUUUCUUUCUUGAA